Molecule: messenger RNA, 1089 nt
Organism: Cladophialophora yegresii CBS 114405
Lineage: Eukaryota; Fungi; Ascomycota; Eurotiomycetes; Chaetothyriales; Herpotrichiellaceae
Product: oxidoreductase
Exons: 6
Coding region: 1-1089 (362 amino acids)
Molecular function (GO): nitronate monooxygenase activity
Source: RefSeq, a predicted model, not a curated record
AUGUCUUCCCCUCAGCAGCUCCGGACAACCACCACCGAUCUCCUCAAGAUCAAGCAUCCGGUGCUUCUGGCUGGUAUGAACGUUGCAGCCGGCCCCAAGCUGGCUGCCGCCGUCACCAACGCGGGAGGCCUUGGUGUCAUUGGUGGUGUCGGGUACACCCCGGACAUGCUCCGAGAACAAGUCGCAGAGCUAAAGAGCUACCUGAAUGACAAGAACGCACCCUUCGGUGUUGACCUCCUCCUUCCGCAGGUAGGAGGAAGCGCAAGAAAGACAAACUACGACUAUACCAAGGGCAAACUCAAUGAGCUGAUUGAUAUCAUCAUUGACUCCGGUGCAAAGCUCUUUGUCUCCGCUGUCGGUGUUCCUCCCAGAGAUAUCGUUGACAAACUUCACAAGAAUGGCAUCCUAUACAUGGCAAGUCAUAAUAUGAUCGGUCACGUCAAGCAUGUGAAGAAAUGCCUCGAGCUAGGCGUCGACUUGAUCUGCGCCCAGGGUGGCGAAGGUGGCGGCCACACUGGUGACAUCCCCACUUCGAUUCUCAUCCCCAGCGUCGCCAAACUCUGCGCCGAAGCUCCUCCUUCGAAGUUCACUGGCAAGCCCGUCCAGUGCAUCGCUGCAGGUGGUAUGUUCAAUGGCCAAUCACUGGCUUCUGCUCUCAUGCUGGGUGCCUCUGCCGUCUGGGUUGGUACACGUUUCGUGCUGUCUGAGGAGGCUGGUGCUCCCAAAGCACACCAGGAAGCGGUGCGCACUGCUGGCUUUGACGAUAACGUCAGGACGAUUAUCUUCACUGGACGACCAUUGCGGGUCAGAAAUAACGAGUACAUCAAGAAUUGGGAGGAGAAUAGGCAAGCAGAAAUUAAGCAGCUGACAGAUAAGGGCGUCAUUCCUGUCGAGCACGACUUCGAGACGAAGGGCGAUGACCUGACGGAUGAGGAGAUGGAGAACGCCCGUCCCUUCCUGAUGGGCAAGGCGGCCGCCGUGGUCAACGAGAAGAAGACCGCCCGCGAGAUCGUGGAUGAGUUCGUGAAUGACGCGGUCAAGGCUCUAACAAUCGGUAAUUCAUUGAUUGUGUCGAAGAGCAAGCUAUAG